Corylus avellana is the source of this 1724-nucleotide messenger RNA. RefSeq names its product F-box/kelch-repeat protein At1g15670. Gene Ontology annotation, molecular function: protein binding. The record is from RefSeq and is a predicted model, not a curated record. Gene Ontology annotation, biological process: negative regulation of cytokinin-activated signaling pathway; regulation of phenylpropanoid metabolic process. NCBI's taxonomy places the organism in Eukaryota, Viridiplantae, Streptophyta, Magnoliopsida, Fagales, Betulaceae.
UUCUAUUUUCUAUUUUCUAAAUCCAUACAAAUUUUAUUGUAGGGAACGACUAUAAAUGUGGAUCGUUAAGUUUUUUUUUUUGGAGCGAACAUUUUGGAUCUUGAGUCUUGACGAUGACAGACAGCUAUCGGAUAUGGCAGAGGAUAUUUCUCCCACACUGUACGGCCACGUCACCAUUGCAUGUCUGUUAGAAUUUCUGUUAUCCAACUGUUUGUAUAAAAGCCACACCGAAGCGUUCCAAGCUUCCAUGGCCCUGCAAUUGCAAAUGGGAAGUUAUGAGUCCGCUGAGUUGGUACCGGGUUUGCCUGAAGAGAUCGGCCUUGAUUGCUUGACUCGGGUGCCUUACACGGCUCAUGGAAACGCAUCCCGAGUCUGCCGGCGAUGGAACGAGCUGCUACAAAGUAAGGAGUUUUAUCACCAUAGAAAGAAAUCUGGGCAUACCCACAAAGUCGCUUGCUUGGUGCAAGCUCUUCCUGGUGCAAACGAGUCUUCCACUGAGCGAAAACGAGGUAACCCACCGAGUUAUGGGAUCACCGUAUUUGAUCCAGUGGGUACAGGGACUUGGGAGCGACUCGACCCGGUUCCCAAAUACCCAGAUGGGCUGCCUCAGUUUUGCCAACUGGCAAGCUGUGAAGGCAAACUGGUUGUGAUGGGUGGCUGGGACCCUGUGAGUUACAAUCCGGUCACCGACGUUUUUGUGUACGAUUUCACGACGAAUCAGUGGCGACAAGGCGCGGACAUGCCUGCGAAGCGCUCGUUCUUCGCGACCGGCGCUUAUGAGGGCCGAGUCUGCGUAGCGGGCGGGCAUGACGAGUACAAGAACGCUUCGAGAUCGGCGUGGGUUUACGAUUUGAGGCGCGACGAGUGGAAUGAGUUGACUCAACUGAGUCAGGAGCGAGAUGAGUGCGAAGGAACUGUGAUUGGGGACGAGUUUUGGGUCGUCAGCGGGUACGACACGGAGAGCCAAGGGGUGUUUGAAGGAAGUGCUGACGUGUACGCAUUCGGGUUGGGUGGGUGGAGGCGGGUGGAUGGGGUUUGGGAGCCGGGUCAGUGUCCAAGAUCAUGUGUUGGGGUGAGGAGAGAUGGGAAAUUGGUGAGUUGGGCUGAGUCGGACUCGGCGGUCCGAGUUGGGACUUGUGGGGUUAUGUUGGGAGCGCGGACACUAGUGACAGGGUCGGCCUGCCAAGGUGCGCCACAAGGGUUGUAUAUGGUAGAAAUGGAGAAAGAUGAGAAAAAUGGUAAAUUGGCGAGGAUUAGUGUGCCCCGUGAAUUUUCUGGCUUUGUUCGAUCUGGCUGUUGGGUGGAGAUAUGAUCAAAUCUGUGUAUCAGAGUUGUGGGAAUAUGUUUUUGUUUUUUUUAUGUUUUACACUUUUUCUUGUAAUAUAGAGAAUUUAGAAGGGUAUGUAUGUUGAUAUUAAGUGAACAACAUGUCAACAACGUCCUUCCCCCUCUUCCCCUAAUUGCUUGGGCCACAUGAUACAUGCAUCUUACAUCUACUAGAAACUCAGAGACAGAACAUUGAGGGGCUGCGAAUUAUUUGAAGAAAGAACUCGAAGGCAUCUUCCUCAGCACUCCCAAAAUAUGUUUAAUUGCACUCCACUAAGCAUUAUUAAAUUAAUGUAGGUGAUCAAGGUAUAUCCUCUUCUCUUCCGGAAAUAACGUGGGGAUAAGGUCGAGGUUCUAUAACUUCUAUUACAUGGAAAUUAUAUCUUAUUUUAGAUUAA